AUGCACUCACGUAUUGCUGCAGUGAAGGCACCCCGCACACACAACCGUCGCCGCGUGACCGGAUCCAACGGAAGGAGGAGGGAAGGAAGAGAGAGUGAGCGGCAGAGAUCCAACAUGUCCCGGCGUGUGUUUACUUCUGCGGUGCUGCUGCUCCUCGUGAUGAUGUGCUGCAACACUGGUGGUGUUGCGCAAGCUGUUGUACCGGCGCCAGAUCAGGGAUCUUCACAGAAGAACUUGUUUGUUUGGAGGGAUGUGGAAGAAGGGGAAACAGUGAGUUCGCUCUAUUUUCCCAGUCUUGUUGAGAUGGAUGGUAAAUUGUUUGCCGUUGCCGAGGCGCAGUGCACGGAGAAUGACAAGGUUUUUACUGGAAUUGCCUCUGAGCUCCUGACGUUGGAUAAGAAGCAAACAAAAGAGGAGUUGGAUGCGAGUAAAGUGAAGACACAAGUACUGGAGGAAUGUCCAUCCGAUAAAGAGAAAUGCGCUUCCCAAUCAGAGGACCAUGCUGUUCCCCAAAGCGAAACGAAAGUACGUGUGAACCGACCGACAACAGUCGUGAAGGAAAAUGAUAUUUACAUGCUUGUUGGGAAAUACAGCAGUACAGAUGACGCUUCUUCUCAUGAGACUGCAUCUGACGCGUCUAUAUUGGAACUUUUGCUGGUGAAAGGAAAGGUUGGUGGUGAGGCCAGUAACAGUAUUAUUUGGGGAGAUACUGCUGGCGUCCCGUGCAUUUCUACUGUUGAAAAAGAGACAGUAGCUUUGACACGACUGAUUGGCGGCGGUGGAUCGGGUAUUAAGAUGCAUGAUGAUACGCUUGUGUUCCCAGUGGAAGGGACGAAGAAGAAUAAUGGGAGGACCGUUUCGCUGCUCAUAUACACCUCCGAUAACGCUGCAAAUUGGAAGCUGUCGAAGGGGACGUCUGACGGUGGCUGCAGCGAUCCCUCCGUCGUGGAGUGGAAGGACAAAAAACUCAUGAUGAUGACAGCGUGUGAUGAUGGCCGCCGCAGGGUGUACGAGUCCUGUGACAAGGGGGACUCGUGGACGGAGGCACUCGGGACACUCUCGCGCGUGUGGAGCAACAAAAAGGGCGCAAAGGCCGUUAGAAGCGGGUUCAUCACAGCGACGAUUGACGGUGUUGAAGGUAACAGAAAUGUGAUGCUCGUUACUCUGCCGGUGUAUUCCGAGGAGACUGAUACAGAAGGCAAUGGAAAGGAAAAGAGUGAACUCCAUCUUUGGCUGACGGACAAUACGCACAUUGUUGAUAUUGGGCCGGUAUCCGAUGAAGACAAGGAAGCUGCCGCCAGCUCCCUGUUGUACAAAAGUGCUGAAAGUGGAGAUAAUGGGGAGAAGCUGAUUGCACUGUACGAGAAGAAGAGGGGUGAUGAAGGAAAACCUUCACACAGUCUUUGGUCUGUGCUCCUGACUGAGCAGCUGCAGCGGGUGAAGGAUGUGCUAGCGACGUGGAAGAAAGUGGACGACCUUGUCUCCAAGCUGUGCACCACUUCAAGUGCUGAGAAGGAUGCCUCACCUGAAAAUGCCUGCAGCCCUACUGAUAAGAUCACGGAUGGGCUGGUUGGCUUUUUGUCUAACAACUUCUCUGAGAACAAAUGGAGGGACGAGUACCUUGGGGUGAACGCCACAGUGAAGAAGAAAGAUGGGGCAACAGAGGAUGCAGGGGAGACAGGGGCCGCAAAGGCGGAAAAUGGUGUGACGUUCCAGGGAGCGUGGGCGGAGUGGCCCGUUGGCAAGCAAGGGGAGAAUCAGCUGUACCACUUUGCGAACUACAACUUCACUCUUGUGGCGACGGUGUCCAUCGACGGUGUGCCGCAGGAAGAUACUCCCAUUCCUUUGAUGGGAGCGAAGAUGAAUGAUGCUGAGAAUACAGAGAAUUCCGUACUUCUGGGACUGUCGUACAACAAGAAAAAAAAAUGGAUAUUGCUGUGCGGUGGCGAAAAUCCUAAGGAGCACAGCAGCACUUGGGAGAAAGAUACAACACAUCAGGUGGUAAUUUUGCUACGGAACGGCACCCAAGGCACCGCGUACGUCGAUGGUCAGCGUGUGGGUGGGGACAAAGCGUGUGCAUUGGAGAAUAAGGAUUCAAAAGAGAUCUCCCACUUCUACAUUGGAGGGGAUGGAAGCACCGCAGACAACACAAGAAGCCAGGAAGACGUGUCUGUGACCGUGACGAACGUCCUGCUGUACAACCGCCCGUUGGAUGACGAUGAGAUUACUGCACUUAACGCAAAACUUUCUAUUCCAAAAGCAAGCGAAGCAAAAACAAUGGGUGGGGAUACUCCACCAGAGGCGAUUAAACCAGCUACGCUGGAAACCGGAACUCCGUCUAGUCUUGGCGGGCAACAGCAGACUGAACAGGAACUGUUGAAGAAAAGUAAAGAUGCGGGAAGUGGCGGUUUAUCCACGUCAGCGGUGUCCAGUGCCACGACCUCCCCAGCAGCCAAAGAGUCCGAAAACCAGUCAGCGUCGGGAACAUCUUCCGAAGGACAUUCCAAUGUGGAUGUUGAUUCUUUGUCCGAGGGAGGUCAAACGGUAGACACCGAAACUGGAGACACGGUGCAGGGAGAUAGAACACAACAACCGUCAGUGGGCACUCCCGCCACAGCAGAUACAAAUGCCCCUACCGCUGAAAUCAUGGCGCACGAUGGAGCCGCAGUGACACCUGAGGUUGGUGUGCACUCUGGUGAGAAUGGGGAGAAGGUGGGAGGGACGGAUGGGCAGAAACGGGAGGACAUCCAUGCACAGGACGGCGAAGUAAAGGCUGCGGCACUCAGCAGCAGCCUUGGAAAUGCGUCACAGGGGAAUAACAGCGAUGCCGGCACUGUGCGUGGGAGCGGACUGCUGCCAUCGCUGCUUCUUCUGUUGGGACUGUGGGUGUUUUCGGCUCUGUGA
Trypanosoma cruzi is the source of this 2904-nucleotide messenger RNA. Its product is annotated as trans-sialidase, putative. NCBI's taxonomy places the organism in Eukaryota, Euglenozoa, Kinetoplastea, Trypanosomatida, Trypanosomatidae. The record is from RefSeq and is a predicted model, not a curated record. The coding region runs from base 1 to 2904 and encodes 967 amino acids. The transcript has a single exon. Gene Ontology annotation, molecular function: exo-alpha-sialidase activity.